Molecule: messenger RNA, 1164 nt
Organism: Huiozyma naganishii CBS 8797
Lineage: Eukaryota; Fungi; Ascomycota; Saccharomycetes; Saccharomycetales; Saccharomycetaceae
Gene: TOS2
Product: Tos2p
Exons: 1
Coding region: 1-1164 (387 amino acids)
Source: RefSeq, a predicted model, not a curated record
AUGCUCACCAGUGCCAAUGAACUGAGUUUAGUCGUCGGUUGUGCAGUGGGUGUGCCCGUCUUCAUUGUGCUAUGUGUCGUCUCCGGGAUGUUCUGGUUUUCGUACAAGAGGUCCCUCUGCGCAGAGGGGAGGCAAUGCCAUAUGAUUUUGGACCCGAUAUCCACGAUAUCCGCUAGCGAGCUCAAGAAAACCCGGUCCGACACGACUUCUAUCUCCUCGAGCCACGACACGACGCGGGUCGACUCUGUGGCGGAUGGAGGACCGGAAGACGAGGAUGUAAAACGGCUUCGGUCCAUCUACGACGUGUAUUUCGAGUCCAGCAAAUCCACUCUGUUCGAGGAUCCUGCAGACGAAGACGACGACGACGACGAGACGCCGAUUCCAUCGCCCAUCACCAUGGCGUCCACACCACCACCCAUCGGGAACACGAAACCGGAGCGGUUACAAUACGGAGUGCCCAUAACCGCGGAGGCGCUGGACGUGCCGCAACGUGCACAUACAGUAAGGCAGCCGAGACCAACACUGCCGCGUAUUACUGUACAGGACCAAAUCUCGAGAGCGCACCCACAGACACUAGAAAACAUGCAGGCGCUUCCCUCCGCCUCGGAAUUGAAUAGUUCACCAUCGGUCAUGUCGUUCACGGCUUUCAAGAAGGAUCCCUGGAAGUAUAGACAGCAACAGCAGCAACAACAACAGCAAAAUAGGCCGAUGAGCCCAGGUAUGAUGCCCCUAUACAACCAAGGUAUGUUUGUCUGCCCGAUUAACGACCCGACGAUGUUCUACACCAACACAAUAAAGGACCAGUCCCCCACUAAUGGGGCCUUCACUUUGGCAUCCAACGAACCACUGCUGCCGCAUCACCUGCGACAGUCCGUCGUCAUGAUAAAUCCGCACGACCUGACGAGGCAGCGAACGUACAAACCAGCAGGUUCCUUUAGGAAGGGCAGGAAGUACUUGCCUCCGACCGCGCAGAACCUGACCGUGGAACACAGGGCGGAGAUGCGCGUCUCAGGGCUCCUGGAUGACAACGACACAGUGCAACCGCUGAGCGUAGGGGAGAUUCUCCCGAUGAAGUCCAAGCCGAAGCAGUUUGCCAACAACGACGACGACCUGCUGCUGAGGAAACAGCUCGGGACAUCCAACAACUACCAGAUCUUCCUAUAG